Molecule: messenger RNA, 1876 nt
Organism: Saccostrea echinata
Lineage: Eukaryota; Metazoa; Mollusca; Bivalvia; Ostreida; Ostreidae
Product: TNF receptor-associated factor 4-like
Exons: 6
Coding region: 355-1524 (389 amino acids)
Biological process (GO): protein K63-linked ubiquitination; positive regulation of JNK cascade; regulation of apoptotic process
Cellular component (GO): plasma membrane signaling receptor complex
Molecular function (GO): protein binding; zinc ion binding
Source: RefSeq, a predicted model, not a curated record
AUGAUAGGGUAUCUGUUGAUGCCUCAACAAGAACUGGCAAUUCUAGGCUUAUCUAUACAAUAUACCUAUAUUUGUUAAGACCAGACAAUUAGGAGAUAGUCACUUCUGAUAGUGGGUGAUCAUGGGUGGACGUAAAGGCUGCUUGGCUGGGAGUAAAUCAUUUUGAGUGGUCAGGAUAGAUUAUGUCAUAAGGAGAAGUUGAAAGGAUGACCCUACAGAUAAACGUCUGAUAAUGUGCUAGCCCACCAACAUUAUACACCAUAAAACAUCAUUAUAGACCCUCAUCAAAGGUCAAGAGAGGAGAGAGGUCCAAACCAGCAUAUUUAUCCCGAUGAAGAUCUGACGACAGAGGUCAUGAACAGCCUAGUGAGGUGUCGGAAUUCUAAGGACGGAUGUCGAUGGAUUGGGAAACUCCAGAUCUUACAGGCACAUCUAGACGAGUGCCAGUUUGAUGCUGUGCCCUGUCCUCAAAGAUGUGGGGCCGUUCUGUCACGUUUAGACUUGGAGGACCACCUAGAAUUUACCUGCUGUAGAAGACAGGUUGUGUGUGAAUAUUGUGGGAAAAAGUUUCCUGGGGAUGUUUAUGAAAAGCAACAUUCUGGCCAGUGUAUAUCAGAAGUUAUGUGGUGUGAAAACAAAUGUGGUGCCCGCCUAGAGCGGCGUUUUCUUGGCAACCACAUGAGGAAUGAGUGCCACAAAAGAACGGUCCACUGUCAGUUUUGCAACAGGGAGUUUGUACAGGAAACAUUACAGACUCAUCAGUACCAGUGUCCUAGGUACCCUGUGGUGUGCCCCAACAGGUGUGACCCCACAAAGAUCCCCCGUGAGGACCUUGACCUCCAUGUCUCAGAAAUCUGUCCAUCAGCCACCAUUUCCUGUUCAUUUAAAGAGGCUGGGUGUAAGCAUAAGUGUCCAAGAUUCAGCAUGGAAAAGCACAUAACAGAUGGUGUCCAGCAUCACCUUAAACUCAUGUGUGACUUAUCCAAAACUCAACAAACUCAAAUAACUCAGCUGUGCAAUGCAUUGUACUCACUCACACAUAUCACAGAUGGCGAGUUCAUCUGGAAAAUCUCAAACUAUAAACAGAAAUUCCUAGAGUCUGCAUAUAAAGGUGUAGAACUUGUCAGUGAGCCAUUUUACACAUCUAGGUAUGGAUACAAAAUGGCCGCCUCUGUGUUCCUGAAUGGAAAUGGGGCAGGAGAAGGAAAAUACCUUUCUGUGUACAUAAAAAUCCUCCCAGGUGAAUAUGACAACAUUCUGGAGUGGCCUUUUAUGUUGCCAAUUUCGUUUUCCAUAUAUGACCAGAAUUUGGAUUAUGACCUGAGGGCCAACAUCACAGAAAGCUUCGUCCCAGAUCCUACAUGGAAACACUUCCAGAAACCCAUCAAAGACACGACUGCUCUGGGAUUCGGGUACCCCAAGUUUGUGUCUCAGGAAAUUCUGAAAACGAGGGACUACAUCAAAGAUGACAGCAUUAUUAUUAAAGUGAAAGUAGACAAUUACAGAAAUUGUAUGUCUCCGUGAUUACCUCUGUGAAAAUCAAAUAACCACAGUUAUGAUAUUUAUUUGUUGUCACCUUAGUACUUGUUUUGUUAGAGUUGCAAAAAUGUGCUAUUCAAAAUCUCUCUCUUGUCUUCUUUCUGUUAUUUCUUGCCUUUAAAAAUUGAUGUAGAUAUACCAUAAGUGUAUAAAAGUUAUUCUCCUCCAAAUACAUCAUUGGAAGACACGUCUUAUAAAUACAGACAAGUCAUAUUAGAUUGAAUGAUUGUUAAAAAAGGUUUAUAUAAUCAAUAAGCAUUGAAUGAAUGAAAGACAGAUUGAUUGUUAUUUCAUGGAGCAUAAUGACAAUAUAUUAAAUAAAGAAUGGAAAAAUUUA